ACCGUUUUAGUUUUACCGGUCGCUCGGAAGACGAAGGCGUCGAGUGAAAGAGAACCGGAGGAGGAGAUGCCUAGCGCAGGUCGGCCGUCGGGGGCGUGCCUCAAAUGCUUGCUGGUGGUCUUCGCCGUCGCCUCAGCUCUGUGCGUCUCCGGCCCCGCGCUCUACUGGCGCUUCAAGAAAGGAUUCGCGGCAGCCCGAUCUCGCUCUUCCUCCUCCUCUUCCCUUCCCGGAUGUGCCUCUUGCGUCUGCGAUUGCCCGCCCCCGGUCUCUCUCGAGGCCAUCGCCCCUGGAUUGUUGAAUCUCUCAGUAACAGAUUGUGGGAAAGAUGAUCCUGAGCUCAGCAAGGAGAUGAAGAAACAGUUUGUGGAUCUCCUCACAGAGGAAGUGAAGCUACAAGAGGCUGUUGCUGAGGAACACGCUCACCACAUGAAUGCAACCCUUCUUGACGCCAAUAAAUCAGCUUCUCAAUACCAAAAAGAGGCUGAGAAGUGCAUUGCUGCAACUGAGAUCUGUGAGGAGGCUAGAGAACGAGCUGAAACAUUCCUAAGAAAGGAGAAGAAGAUUACAAUACUUUGGGAGCGACGAGCACGCCAACUAGGCUGGCAAGAUGCAUGAUCCAAGGUUAUGUACAUGUUCCAAAACCACGCUUCUUGAUAGUGAUCUCAGAGUCAGCAGUAAAAGUUAACUGCAUAAAGGGAACAUUAGUAUCCAAAUAUCCACAUUUGCAACUUGUAGAGUUCAAUUAUUAUGCCAACAUAUUGAACUGAAUCAGUUAGCUAAUAUUGGAGAACGUUGAAAUUUGAAUAUCAAUAGUUGGAUCUGCGUUAUACUUAAGGUAUUCUCAGGUUUGAUGAUAUCUGUUGGCACUAGCUUUGUAUAAAGUGUACUUACUGAUUUUAUGUACUAGUUAAGUUUUGUUUGAUAUA
Zingiber officinale is the source of this 926-nucleotide messenger RNA. RefSeq lists its product as uncharacterized. The transcript has 3 exons. Lineage: Eukaryota; Viridiplantae; Streptophyta; Magnoliopsida; Zingiberales; Zingiberaceae. The record is from RefSeq and is a predicted model, not a curated record. The coding region runs from base 67 to 615 and encodes 182 amino acids.